Poeciliopsis prolifica (blackstripe livebearer) is the source of this 1645-nucleotide messenger RNA. RefSeq names its product phosphopantothenoylcysteine synthetase (gene ppcs). The transcript is spliced from 4 exons. Gene Ontology annotation, cellular component: cytoplasm; nucleus. The record is from RefSeq and is a predicted model, not a curated record. Gene Ontology annotation, molecular function: phosphopantothenate--cysteine ligase activity. Gene Ontology annotation, biological process: coenzyme A biosynthetic process. The coding region runs from base 88 to 1056 and encodes 322 amino acids. Lineage: Eukaryota; Metazoa; Chordata; Actinopteri; Cyprinodontiformes; Poeciliidae.
GCUGAGCUUAUUUCAGGAAGUAAAGCGGUCAAGUUGUGGAGAAACGAAAACAUCUCUGAAGUGAUAGGAGAAACAUCUUCACCGAUAAUGGCCGAACCCAGAAUAUCGUCCAUUGAUGGAAAGCUGGCUGAAGAAUUUGCCGUUCCCUCCCACGUCGAGGUGGUCAAGGACAAGAUGGCUGCUUUCGCCGCCCGUCACGCCGACGUGGGCCGCAGAGUGGUCCUCAUCACAUCAGGCGGCACCAAAGUCCCGCUGGAGUCGCGCACCGUCCGCUUCCUGGAUAACUUCAGCAGCGGCAGGCGAGGAGCCUCCUCGGCGGAAUACUUCAUUGACUCGGGCUACGCUGUCAUUUUCCUGCACAGGCACCGCUCUCUCUACCCCUACACACGCCUGUUCUCCACCAUCAACAUGCUGGACGCCCUGCAGCUGAGGGCGGGAGACAGUGAAGGAGCGGGGGAGGUGGUGGUCGACCAGGAGGUGCUUCCGAACAUCGCCAGAGUGCUGAAGAGGUACAACGAAGUGAAAGACGGAGGACUUCUUCUACCCAUCGAGUUCAACACUCUUUCAGAGUAUCUGCAUUUACUGAAAGCAGCGGCACAGGCGCUCAGCUCUAUAGGGUCAAAGGCCAUGUUCUACUUGGCUGCAGCCGUCUCUGACUUCUACAUCCCGGCGUCAGAGAUGCCCGAACACAAAAUUCAGUCUUCUAAUGGACCUCUUCAGCUCAGCAUGAAGAUGGUUCCUAAGAUCCUGUCGCCGCUCGUUAAGGACUGGGCGCCUCAGGCGUUCGUCACGUCCUUCAAGCUGGAGACGGACCCGACCAUCCUGCUGGACAGGGCCCGGCGCGCUCUGGACACCUACAGGCACCAGGCGGUGGUGGCCAACGUGCUGGACUCACGACGGGGUUAUGUGGUGGUCGUGACCCCGGAGACCCGGGAUGAGCUGGUCGUCACAGAGGGCGACGCGGAGAAAGGCGUGGAGAUCGAGGAGCGGAUAGUGAGCAACCUGACGACGGCGCACAAUAAGUUUAUAACGCAGCAAGCCGCUGGACAGAAAUGACCCUGAUCCAGUCUGCUGUUCAGGUUUGACUCGUGAAGAGUUUCCUCUACAAACAAAUCAAGCUGAUUAUUGUUGAUGUUGUUUGAAUCUUUAUUAAUGUCAUCAGAAAUCGCACGGUUUCAGUAUUACUGACCAAUAACAACUCAACUCUCUGGACUCGCUGCUGGCUACUUGAGCUUGGUGCUCUUUUUGACCCCGGCCCGAAUCCCAGACGCCUCUCCUCCGUACCGCGUCUCUUCCUUACGGACACUUUGCACCUGGUGAGAACAAACACAGGUUAAAAUAUCGUACGGAUGGUAAUCUAACAUGAUUCCUUCAACGCUGCAUGCGAUACAAACCUGUCCCCUCCGGCGGAUCUUGGCCCGUCUGAACUUUUCUCUGUGCUUGACUCUGGGAUUCCGGUCGAUCUUCUUCCUCUUGGGCGUCAGCCCCUUGUUCUUGGCCAUCUGUGGAGGCACCAGAGCAGAAAACACUGAGAACUGAACCGGGAUUAGGGUAGAAACACAAAGAUGCAGCUGAGAUAUUUGAUCUGCUGUGUUGUCAGUGACACUUGAGAUGAUUUGCAAAUAAAACUGUAGCAUUAAAAAAC